GGCCGCCGGCCCACCCGCCGCCAUGCCCCGGUACGCGCAGCUGGUGAUGGGCCCGGCGGGCAGCGGGAAGGUGAGGCGGGGGGGGGGCGGCGGGCGGGCGAGCACGUACUGCUCCACCAUGGUGCAGCACUGCGAGGCGCUGGGCCGCGCCGUGCAGGUGGUCAACCUGGACCCGGCGGCGGAGCUCUUCAGCUACCCCGUCAUGGCAGACAUCCGUGAGUUAAUAGAAGUGGACGAUGUCAUGGAAGAUGAGUCCUUAAGGUUUGGUCCCAAUGGCGGCUUGGUGUUUUGCAUGGAAUACUUUGCCAAUAACUUUAACUGGCUAGAGGAAAGCCUUGGGCAUGUGGAGGAUGACUAUAUAUUGUUUGAUUGCCCAGGUCAGAUCGAACUCUACACACAUUUGCCAGUGAUGAAACAGCUGGUGGAGCAGCUUCAGCAGUGGGAAUUCCGCGUCUGUGGAGUUUUUCUCGUGGAUUCUCAGUUUAUGGUGGAAUCUUUUAAGUUUAUCUCUGGAAUUCUGGCAGCACUCAGUGCGAUGAUAUCUUUAGAGAUUCCACAGAUUAACAUCAUGACCAAAAUGGAUUUGCUGAGCAAGAAAGCCAAGAAGGAAAUAGAAAAGUACUUAGAUCCAGAUAUGUAUUCUAUGAUUGAAGAUUCUACAAAUAUAUUGAAAAGCAAAAUGUUUAAAAAACUGACUAAAUCUAUAUGCGGAUUGAUUGAUGACUAUGGUAUGGUUCGAUUUCUACCUUUUGAUCGCUCUGAUGAGGAAAGUAUAAACAUAGUCCUGCAGCACAUAGACUUUACCAUUCAGUAUGGAGAAGAUCUUGAAUUUAAAGAACCAAAGGAAUGCGAAGAAGAUAAAUCUGCUCUUGUGGAUGAAUACUUUCAAGAUCAUGUGGACGAGUAAAAGCCAGAUGUUCAAAAAUGGGAGGAAAAUACCUUGUUUGUGUUAAAAAAUAAAAAUGUAAAAGAGAAAAAAAUGUUAAAAAACAUGUAAAAAAAUCCACACAAACAUACUUGAUGUUUUAUCUGUAAGAUAACUAAAAUUUAUAGUGAAAAGUAAGCUAUAUGACCUCAUAACUAUUUUAAUAAACAAUUUUUAUUCUUA
Molecule: messenger RNA, 1108 nt
Organism: Gymnogyps californianus (California condor)
Lineage: Eukaryota; Metazoa; Chordata; Aves; Accipitriformes; Cathartidae
Gene: GPN3
Product: GPN-loop GTPase 3
Exons: 8
Coding region: 23-907 (294 amino acids)
Molecular function (GO): GTPase activity
Source: RefSeq, a predicted model, not a curated record